Diospyros lotus (date-plum) is the source of this 3216-nucleotide messenger RNA. RefSeq lists its product as uncharacterized. Lineage: Eukaryota; Viridiplantae; Streptophyta; Magnoliopsida; Ericales; Ebenaceae. The transcript has 4 exons. Bases 1069 to 2907 code for a protein of 612 amino acids. The record is from RefSeq and is a predicted model, not a curated record.
AGAAGAUCGACAAGCUCACAGCACAACUUCAGGAAAAAGAAGAUGUGGUUGAUCUUGGAACGGAGUUAAAGCCUCAUUCAAAGAUGGUAUGCGGUUCCAUUAUUGGAUUUGGAGCCUUAAGAUAUACUAUUGAGCUCUUUAGAUAAAUGGUUGAAGAGGCAUUCUUGUGAGCAAGUUAUAUAUUUUGAAGACUUUGUUAUGUUGCAAUGUGGCUUGUUGAGCCACCAGUAGUUUUUUUUUUUGAUAAGAAUGUCAUUGUGAUGUACCAAGUGAACCACCCAAAUACAAAUGAGGAUCAGGAAAAAGGUCUGUUUCCUCUCUACAUCAACCACUCAAAAGUCUUCCCAGAAUACAAAAUUGAUUCAUGGAGGUUCAUCACCUUCCAGGAAGUCUAGUUUUCAAUAAGCUGUUCUUCAACUGUAAUUAUGAUUGCCCUCACUCCAAGUGGUCCAUACCAAAGCGUGAGGAAUCAAGAACCAAUCUAUUCUUCAACUUGCUAUCUUGGGUUCCUUUCCAAGCCAAGAGAGAUUACAAUUCAAACAUAAAUUGAUGCAGGAUGAAAACCAGUAAUGUUUAGGCAGUGGACAUGUAAUCAAGAACUCUUCUUAGUAACAGUAAUUUACAAUUUGUCUGCUUCUAACAAGAUGUUCUACGUCUACCUUGGAUAUGUUCUGGGGAAUGGUCAUAAGGUGAGUUUGGAGCUAUUAUGUGUGUGGAAGAACUUAAUUAUAAAUUCCCUUCUUUUUAGUGUUUUGGUAUGCAGGGGCUCCACUGGAUUUUUAUCAUUGGAAAGAGGGAAAUCAAGUUUUUUCUGACAUUAUGUGUGUGUAAUAGCAAGAACAGUGAUUAGGAUGUUAGGGAAGAGGUGAAUUUUCAGAUGAACAUUGGGAAAUUUCUGCUCAUGGACAGAUCAGUGAAGCUGAGACAGUAUCCUUAGGUCAACAGAGAAAGAUAGAAGAGCUUGAAGCACAACUUCAGGAAGCUGAGGAUAUUGUUAGCAACCUCAGAGAAGAGUUGAGAGAAGAGCAAGCUGUAGUGGAGAGGGAGAGAAAUGGCAAGCUACAGCACAUGGAUGAACAUCAUGUUGCUAGUGAGGAACAAACAUCAAAUGAGAAGAGAUCGGAUACUUCUCAGUCUAUUCCAUCCCUGCCCCCUAUGCAACUUGAAUCUUUCUCAAAUUUGGACAUGAAGAAUUCAAGUCUCAAUCAAAUUAGUGAGGUCUAUAAGUCCUGCAAUGAAAAAGAUUACUGUAUAGGGAAUUCCUGUAUUGGUCAACUCAAUAUGUCCUCUACCUCAGUGGAGAACAAACUGAAAACAUUUCAGUCCAUUAUAUUCCCUCCUCAAGAACCAUGCCCUGAAUCGUGCAAGGCUUCUGACAUGAAGAAUUCAGCUUCCAGCCAAAGAAACGAUGCCUAUAAAUGCUAUAGUGAAAAAUAUUUUGUUACGGGAAAUUCCUAUGUUAGUCAGCCUAAUCUUCCCUCUGAAGUACACAAAAGCAAGGAGCCGGAACCCUAUAGAAAUCGUCGCACUCAAAGAAUUCGUGCAUUUGAAGAGAAACUGAAUGCUGGAGAAUUGUCCUUUUCUGAUGAUGUAAAUUAUGAAAUGAGUGCAAGAAAAGAUGGAGGAGGUGAACGGAUCCGUAAAGCACGUACUCGUACGACAGAGAAGAAAGCUGGAGUGCAGGCAGAUGGUAAUUGCAAUGAAGUAAAGGAAAUUAAGCCUCGCAGAUGGAGACGUAGGAAGAGGAAAACAGCCUCGAAGACAAAAAAGAAUCAAACUUCUCAUGUAUCUUCUACAGGGGCAGAUUCAGUCAAAGAGAAUGCUCAAUAUGAUGCAGACCCUUCAAAAAUAGUCCCAGCAUUAUCAGCAGAUACAGAUGACAAUGGUGCACCUUCGCAUCUCAGAAAUGUUACUGAAAGUAAUGCUGACUUUGUGAAAGCAGGAGUGCAGGCAGAUGGUAAUUACGAUGAAGUAAAGGAAGUUAAGCCUCCCAGAUGGAGACGUAGGAAGAGGAAAACAGCCUUGAAGACAAAAAGGAAUCAAACUUCUCAUGUAUCUUCUACAGGGGCAGAUUCAGUCAAAGAGAAUGCUCAAUAUGAUGCAGACCCUUCAAAAAUAGUCCCAGCAUUAUCAGCAGAUACAGACAACAAUGGUGCACCUUCGCAUCUCAGAAAUGUUACUGAAGGUAAUGCCGACUUUGUGAAAGCAGGAGUGCAGGCAGAUGGUAAUUACGAUGAAGUAAAGGAAGUUAAGCCUAUAAGAUGGAGACGUAGGAAGAGGAAAACAGCCUUGAAGACAAAAAGGAAUCAAACUUCUCAUGUAUCUUCUACAGGGGCAGAUUCAGUCAAAGAGAAUGCUCAAUAUGAUGCAGACCCUUCAAAAAUAGUCCCAGCAUUAUCAGCAGAUACAGAUGACAAUGGUGCACCUUCGCAUCUCAGAAAUGUUACUGAAAGUAUUGCUGACUUUGUGAAAGCUGUUAGUGCUGAGAACACAAUGAACAAAUAUAAGGUAUCUGCAGAUAAAUUGUUGUUGACAGGACAGGAGUGUAGAUCUACAGAUGAUUCAAGAGUUCCAGUUUGUAGAAUGGAUGUUAAAGAAGUUGACGUGCCAUUGGUUAAUUCACAGGAAAAAACAUCUGGCACAAGUACCAGACUUCUUAAUUAUCCUUCAGCUGAUAGGGUUUUCAAGUACACAUUCCAAAGGAAACGAAAGAGAGAGGCUCUGAGUAGCUCUGAUGGGAAUACCUCUGUUGAAAAUAGCAUUUUGAACAAAAAGGCAGCGGAGAAACAAAAUCAUCCUAUGGAGACAGAGAAGUCUAGCUCUACAAUUGAGUCAUCUCGAGACAAGAGGCGUCUAGCCCAGGUUGCCCGUCAGCUUUUAUCUUUGUCGGAUAGAUUCUGGCAGUAAAUCUGUUUGCCCAACUCGACAAAUUUGGUGAGGGUGGUGCUUAUCUUGAUGGCAAUGCAAACCCGACCUCAAUAUGAAGAUUGUAUUUCAUCAAGGUAUCCUGCUGAGCUGCCUGCUGGUUCAUGAAAAUGUAAAUCCUCAAGUUACUAAUUUAUGGCUAAAUUACCUAAUAAACAGAUGUCGUAUUUCCGAGAUGUUUCUAGUUUCAUAGUACCAUAGAAUACCGUAAGUUCUGCGUUUGCUUCUUUAUGGUGGUGUAAUCGUCGUCAACUCAACUUAAGUUAUAAAGCAUUUUGGAUGUUGAGAAUA